Molecule: messenger RNA, 595 nt
Organism: Acaulospora colombiana
Lineage: Eukaryota; Fungi; Glomeromycota; Glomeromycetes; Diversisporales; Acaulosporaceae
Source: the annotation of a GenBank genome assembly
CCAGGAGAUUGAGUCACGUAAAUCCUCUUAUCAUUUCAGCCUACGGCCUGUGCAGCCUAUUCAAACUGUGCUCGUCCGACAGCGUGCAUCUAUCAAACUUGCAUAUGAUAGCGGGAGGCUGCAUGUAGUCCUCAACCUGCCAGCUCCCCUCAUCUCAGAUAUCACAUCACUUGAUAUAGAAGAGGCCGAGUCCGACAUGGAAUUCUCCGACCGUGGAUCACGGUCCAUACCACAAACUCUUAGCAAGUCUACUCAUGCCUUGCUCACCGACGAAUCAGGAGAAGAGAGUGGGAGAGCCGGGAAAAGGCGACUGUCAGAGGAUGAACAUGAGAGUCGCUAUACAAGGGUUCAAGUUAACCCGCAAAUAGGUGGUUCACGUCGGAUAAUAAACCGAUUCGAGAAGCUUGACGACCCGCCAUUUGAAUACGUAAUGAACUCCAGCGAAGAGGAGGCUGACAAUUAUGAUUCAAACCAACCUACAUCUCACGUCAACAAAAAGAGACAGCUAGAAGUAUCGUCUCCUCGCCCUGGUCAACUGCGGAGAUCCUCGAAGCGAACAUAUUGGGCGAGCAAGGCUCCUCCUAGUGCGGAAUAG